GUGUUUGUCCUGUUGUCGAGCUCCACCCGCAAAGUUAUACCAGUUCUGUUUCGCUUUUCUUUCCUGACUUUCCGUACCAGCUCUCGGUCUCCGUUUUUUUCAGUAUCUUAGCUUGACCAUGGGAAACGGCGCCAAAGCUGCACAAAAGCGUGAACGCAAUGCUUCAAAAAACGCAGACAAAGGGCCUACAAGUAGGACCAAGGUUAAUGAAGCGGCAAAGAACAUUGUUUGCCAGACUUGCAGACAGACCUUUUUGCUCACCACCCGUGCACCAGCGCUAGAGGAGCACGCCCAGAACAGACACUCAAAGACAUUGGCGGAAUGUUUCCCAAACUUUACCAAGUAGGAUGCGUCCGAUACAUGUUUGUCUAAUGGGUGGGAUGUGAAUGGUUGUGCACCAAUGCAUUACGUUGUAGAACAAGUUAAAACUCUGAAGAAAGAGUAAGCGAGGUGAGAAAGAAAAAGUCAAGUGACUAACUCACAUCAUAACUAUCCAUAAAUGUCCUCGCCUGGUGAUGCUCAUAGCGAGAAGCUUGUUGAACCCGUAGCCUGUGCACUUGCUCCCGCGCUCUGCAUCUUUUCUCCGACCUUCUUGUUAACUUCGAAGAACUUUGCCACACAUCUAUCAAUGCAGACGCUCUCGCCCUUGUUGAGGUCUCCUUCGGCAUAGCGAGGACUGAUGCACUUGGCAUGACAUGAA
Messenger RNA from Suillus bovinus, 700 nucleotides. Its product is annotated as At2g23090 like protein. The coding region runs from base 119 to 346 and encodes 75 amino acids. The transcript has 4 exons. The record is from RefSeq and is a predicted model, not a curated record. Lineage: Eukaryota; Fungi; Basidiomycota; Agaricomycetes; Boletales; Suillaceae.